AUGGCGUCCAACCUUGUCGCGAGGGGUAACAAUGCUCUCAACGUUAAUGGCGACACAGUCAACGGCGUCACAGCAGACAUUGCCAUUACAACCGAUGGCUCCGACCUCUACUUCGCCAUCUGCUCAGCCAUGGGCUUUGCUGGCUUCGUAUUCAUCGGUCUCGCCUUCCGCAAGCAGCGCCGCGAUCGCCUCUUCCAUUACAUCACUGCGGCCGUUGUCUUCGUAGCAUGCAUUGCUUACUUCUCCAUGGGAUCCAACCUUGGUUUUGUCCCGAUCGCGGUCGAAUUCCAUCGCAGUAACCCAGUCGUCCACGGUAACUUCCGUGAGAUCUUCUACGUUCGAUACAUCGAUUGGUUCAUCACGACACCACUUCUGCUCCUGGACUUGUUGCUCACUGCUGGCAUGCCAUGGCCAACCAUCCUCUGGGUCAUUCUCGUUGACGAGAUCAUGAUUGUCACGGGUCUGGUCGGUGCGCUCGUGGUCAGCAGGUACAAGUUUGCUUACUUCUCUAUCGGUUGUGUCGCGCUCUUCUACAUCGUGUACAUGCUGACCUUCGAAGCUCGCCGCCACGCCUCGCAUUACGGCCGCGAUGUGAGCCGCUGUUUCCUCAUCUGCGGUUCCAUGACCACUUUCCUCUGGAUCCUGUACCCAAUUGCCUGGGGUCUCUGCGAGGGCGGUAACGUCAUCUCGCCCGACUCCGAGGCCAUCUUCUACAGCAUCCUCGACUUCCUUGCGAAGCCGGUCUUCGGUGCUCUUCUCAUCUGGGGCCACCGCAACAUCGACCCUGCGUCGAUCGGCAUGGCCAUCAAGGACUACGAUGGUGAUGCCAUCGUACGUGAGAAGAGGGCUCCUAACGCUCCACUUGACGGACCUGCUCAUGUUAACGGCCCAGACGGUGUCAACCACGUCUAA
Ascochyta rabiei is the source of this 912-nucleotide messenger RNA. RefSeq lists its product as uncharacterized. The record is from RefSeq and is a predicted model, not a curated record. NCBI's taxonomy places the organism in Eukaryota, Fungi, Ascomycota, Dothideomycetes, Pleosporales, Didymellaceae. The transcript has 3 exons. The coding region runs from base 1 to 912 and encodes 303 amino acids. Gene Ontology annotation, biological process: monoatomic ion transport. Gene Ontology annotation, molecular function: monoatomic ion channel activity. Gene Ontology annotation, cellular component: endoplasmic reticulum; plasma membrane.